Lethenteron reissneri (Far Eastern brook lamprey) is the source of this 3542-nucleotide messenger RNA. RefSeq names its product nuclear export mediator factor (gene NEMF). Gene Ontology annotation, molecular function: tRNA binding; ribosomal large subunit binding. Lineage: Eukaryota; Metazoa; Chordata; Hyperoartia; Petromyzontiformes; Petromyzontidae. Gene Ontology annotation, cellular component: RQC complex. The record is from RefSeq and is a predicted model, not a curated record. Gene Ontology annotation, biological process: ribosome-associated ubiquitin-dependent protein catabolic process; rescue of stalled cytosolic ribosome.
CGCCCCCUCGCCCUCUGACCCCUUCACGUGUGUGAGGCCUAGGUUAGACCCCGGCUCCGGGUCCGUCACGCAAGAUGAAGACGAGGUUCAGCACCGUGGACGUGCGGGCCGUGGUGAGCGAGCUGCGGCGCAGCCUGCUGGGGAUGCGCGUGAACAACGUCUACGAUGUGGACACUCGGACAUACUUGGUCCGACUGCAACGGCCUGACGCCAAGGCUGUGCUUCUCAUCGAGUCUGGCACGCGGCUUCACACCACCGAGUUUGAGUGGCCCAAGAACAACAUGCCCUCCGGCUUCUCCAUGAAGUGCCGUAAACAUCUCAAGUCGCGGCGCCUCGUGAGCGUAGAGCAGCUGGGCACAGAUCGCGUCGUCGACCUCCAGUUCGGCUCCAACGAGGCGGCGUACCACCUCAUCGUGGAGCUCUACGACCGGGGCAAUGUUGUGCUGACGGACCACGAGUUCACCAUCCUGAACCUGCUGCGGUUCCGCACGGACGAGUCGAUGGACGUGAAGCUGGCCGUGCGCGAGCGCUACCCUCGCGACGCCGCCGCACUCGCGGUGCAAGCACCGCUCUCCGUGGAGCGGCUGACGGAGAUCCUCGAAGCGGCAUCGAAGGGCGACCAACUGAAGCGGGUGUUGAACCCCCACAUGACGCCUGGUCCUGCGGUCAUUGAGCACUGCCUCCUGCAGGCCGGCCUCCCCGAGGGGGCCAAGUUGGGCCAAGGGUUCGAUCUCACACGAGAUCUGCCCAAGGUCCUGCAGGCCAUCGCCCUGUCGGAGGAGUUCAUGGAGAGAGCCAGCGACUUUCAGGGAAAGGGCUACAUCAUCCAGAAGCGAGAGAAGAAGCCGAGCGUCGACGCAACGCAGCAGCCCGAGGAGCUGCUCACGUAUGAGGAGUUCCACCCAUUCCUGUUUGCGCAGCACUCACGCGGGCCCUACCUGGAGAUGGACAGCUUUGAUAAGGCCGUGGAUGAGUAUUUCUCCAAGAUGGAAGGCCAGAAGAUCGACAUCAAGGCACUGCAUCAGGAGAAGCAGGCACUCAAGAAGCUGGAUAACGUGCGCAAGGACCACACGAGGCGGCUGGACGCCCUGCAGCAGGCGCAGGAGGAGGACCGGCGCAAGGCGGAGCUGAUCGAGGUGAACCUGCUGGUGGUGGAGCGCGCCAUCACGGUGGUGCGCAGUGCCCUGGCCAACCAGCUGGACUGGGCCGAGAUCGGCGCGCUGGUGCGCGAGGCCAGCGAGCAGGGCGACCCCGUGGCCUGCGCCAUCAAGGCCCUGAAGCUCAACACCAACCACAUCACCAUGGCGCUCAGUAACCCGUACACUGGGGCUGGUGGUGAGGACGGCUCGGACGGUGAGGCCGGCGAUGGAGAGGCCGUAAAAGCGACAAAGCAGCAGCACAAGCGGCAGAAGCCACAACAGGGGCGCCCGGCGCUCAUCGACAUCGACCUGAGCCUGUCCGCCUACGCUAACUCCAAGAGGUAUUACGAUCACAAGAGACACGCCGCCAAGAAGGAGCAGAAAACCAUUGAGGCAUCAGAAAAGGCAUUCAAGUCUGCCGAGAAGAAGACGCGACAGACUCUCAAGGAGGUGCAAGUCGUGAGCUCCAUCCAGAAGGCGCGCAAGGUCUACUGGUUCGAGAAGUUCCUCUGGUUCAUCAGCUCGGAGAACUUCCUGGUGAUCGCUGGCCGCGACCAGCAGCAGAACGAGAUGAUCGUCAAGCGCUACCUGCGAGCAGGAGAUCUUUACGUUCACGCUGAUCUGCACGGAGCCACGAGCUGCGUCAUCAAAAACCCCACGGGAGAGGCGGUGCCCCCCCGCACGCUCACGGAGGCUGGCACGAUGGCCGUGUGCUACAGCGCCGCGUGGGAUGCCCGUGUCGUCACCAGCGCCUGGUGGGUGCACCACCACCAGGUCACCAAGACGGCGCCCUCCGGGGAGUACCUCACCACGGGCAGCUUCAUGGUCCGCGGUAAGAAGAACUACCUGCCUCCUUCUUACCUCAUGAUGGGGUUUGGAUUCCUGUUCAAGGUGGACGAGUCUUGUGUCGCUCGUCACAAGGGGGAGCGAAAGGUCAGAGUUCAGGACGAGGACCUGGAGUCGGAGGCGAGGGAAGCGGGGCGAAUCAUGGAGGAGGCGUCCGUCGACCUGGAGGAGGUACCCUCUGAUGGGGAGGAGGAGGAGGGGGCGGCGGGAGACAGGGAGGGAGGAGGCCUCCCUGCCACCCAAUCAGAAGACGCCGUCUCGGCCGCCCCCUCCGCUCAGGGUGGCCCCCCACCCCCCAAAGAGGAAGACAGCCAAUCGGAGGGCUCGCAAGAGGAGGAGGAGGUGAGGGUGCAGCCAGGCAGCGGGGACUCCGAUGGCGGGGGCGAUAGUGGCGGGGAGAUGGAUUUCCCCGACACGAACAUCGACCUGUCUCACCUGGCUCAGCCGUCUCACCUACACAUGCACAGGCCCGGCAUGGCAGCUGGGCCCGACGGAGUGCCAGCGAGCACAUCACAAGCCUCGGAGAUGCAGGGAGACGCACAGAGAGAUGACAAAUCCCGGAAACAUCUCUCUGCCAAGGAGCGCAGGGACCUUAAGAAGCAGAAGAAGCAGCCAGGGGCUCAGCCAGGGCUCGCCUGCAGCUCAACCCCGCAGGAUUUGGAAACGCCCCCCUCGGACCCCGCGGACCCCUCGGACCCCGCGGACCCCCCUGCUGCUGCUGGAUCCCAGGCCGAGGCGGAGAGGGUGACCGGAGAGGGUGAGAAGCUGGGGGGGGUGGCCCAGCCUGCCCACAAACGUGGCCAGAAGGGCAAGUUAAAGAAGAUUCGGGAGAAGUACGCGGACCAGGAUGAGGAAGAGCGGAAGCUGAGGAUGGAGCUGCUCGGGUCGGAGGGGAAACCAAAGGAACCCAAACACAAAAAAGGCAAGGGGAAGAAGGAUGAGCGCGUGAAACAUAAGCCCGCGCCACGCCCAAUCAACAUCCAGCCUCAGGGUCAGGUGACCCCCGUGGAGCAGGCUGCCAAUCAGCUGGGAGACGUGACGGUCUCCUCUGAGCAGCAGGGGGGCGACGCGGAGGACAAGGACCCGGACGACGGAGAAACGGAGCAGGCCGCAGUCGAGGACGCGGAGGCUGUGCUGGACUCUUUGACCGGGCAGCCAGAUGCAGACGACCUCCUCCUGUUUGCAAUCCCGACCUGCGCCCCCUACACAGCCAUGACCAACUACAAGUUCAAGGUGAAGCUUACACCUGGUGCCCAGAAGAAAGGCAAAGCUGCCAAGACGGCCCUGCACAGCUUCCUCCACGCGCGCGACACCACGGCGCGGGAGAAGGAUCUCUUCAAAAGCGUCAAGGACACGGACUUGUCCAGGAACGUUCCAGGCAAGGUGAAGGUCUCCGCUCCGAACCUGCAGGCCACCAAGCGCAAGUGAUUCCAGCUCCUGGGCACCACCACCAUCACCGCCGACGGCCAGGCACCUCGCACCCUCGCCUGCGCUCGCGGCCUGCGCCACACGCCUGGCCACAAUGGCCAAUACCUUGCUACUGGUGUGAGAUCAAAU